AUGAGUAGUUUGUUAGGACUUAAUUAUUAUGACGAUGACGAAGACGAUCAACAAGCCGAAAAUGACAUGGUUACUGCAGAACAGAGUAAUAACAUUUUGGUUAUCAAGUUAAACAUUUCUGUUUCUUUAGGGAAAACGAGCACGGUCACUUACCAAGAUGUUGAUCGUGAAGAAACUGGAGCAAAUAUUAAACGUAAACAACUCAAAGAAUCACCGGUUAAAAAUCUACCGCAAACAAUUUUAAUUUCUCAAAAAACAUUACCACCCUCCCCAACAGUUUUCUCUAAUCUGAUUCGUCGGAGAGGCAACAACAACACAGUAUCACAAAAGCCUCGUUAUGAAGAAUCUACAUCACCAAAAGUAGGCACAUCACCAAACGUUACCGGAAAUACACUGUCACCACAAUCAGAUACAACUAAAUGCCCAGAUAAACAAGAAAAGCACAUAAGACUUAAUUAUUAUGACGAUGACGAAGACGAUCAACAAGCCGAAAAUGACAUGGUUACUGCAGAACAGAGUAAUAACAUUUUGGUUAUCAAGUUAAACAUUUCUGUUUCUUUAGGGAAAACGAGCACGGUCACUUACCAAGAUGUUGAUCGUGAAGAAACUGGAGCAAAUAUUAAACGUAAACAACUCAAAGAAUCACCGGUUAAAAAUCUACCGCAAACAAUUUUAAUUUCUCAAAAAACAUUACCACCCUCCCCAACAGUUUUCUCUAAUCUGAUUCGUCGGAGAGGCAACAACAACACAGUAUCACAAAAGCCUCGUUAUGAAGAAUCUACAUCACCAAAAGUAGGCACAUCACCAAACGUUACCGGAAAUACACUGUCACCACAAUCAGAUACAACUAAAUGCCCAGAUAAACAAGAAAAGCACAUAAGUGAUGAUAAGCCAAUAAUACCAAAUGAACAAAUAUUAGCGGAUGAAUCUGAAGAUGCCAGACAACAUUCUGCUAUGCGACAAUUAUUGACACCAAAACCUAUUGAAGGAAGAGAAAACUGGGGAAUUCCACCAGAACCUGAAUCAGAAUGUGAUCCAAUACUGCAGGAAAAAAUCGAUCAUUUUCAUUCAUUAAGCAAAAAAGGAGUACAUUUCAACGAAAAUCUCUUAAAAAAUAAAGCUUUUCGUAAUCCGCAUAUAUAUAAUAAAUUGGUUGAAUUUGUGGAAUUGGACGAAAUUGGAUCAAAUUUUGAUCGAGAGAUAUUUGAUCCUUAUGGAUUUCCUUCAGAAGCAUUUGCAGAUCAACUCGCUCAAAAGAAAAUUUUGGAGGAACGUGCCGCAGCGCAGCAACAACAAAG
Racocetra fulgida is the source of this 1298-nucleotide messenger RNA. Lineage: Eukaryota; Fungi; Glomeromycota; Glomeromycetes; Diversisporales; Gigasporaceae. The record is from the annotation of a GenBank genome assembly.